Molecule: messenger RNA, 890 nt
Organism: Drosophila albomicans
Lineage: Eukaryota; Metazoa; Arthropoda; Insecta; Diptera; Drosophilidae
Product: protein YIPF6
Exons: 5
Coding region: 121-795 (224 amino acids)
Biological process (GO): endoplasmic reticulum to Golgi vesicle-mediated transport
Cellular component (GO): membrane; trans-Golgi network
Source: RefSeq, a predicted model, not a curated record
UAGUUGGUGCAAUCGAUUGUGCGCAUGCGAUAACAGAUGAGGAAAAAUUGUUGUUGCAUUUAGGAUUUGCAUUAUAUUUGUAUGACGACUGCGCUCGCCUAAACAAACUGCUGCUAUAAAAUGGACGCUAAAUUGGAUAUGUUUGAGGACGUCAACACAUCGCCCUCACUGGAGGGUGACAUGUCGAUACCCGGCAGACGAACAACGACAACCACAUCACAGAAUGGUGUGCCCGACUAUAAUACCCUGGAUGAACCUAUUCGUGAAACUGUGCUGCGGGAUAUACGUGCUGUGGGCAUCAAGUUCUAUCAUGUGCUCUAUCCCAAAGAGAAGUCGAGUCUGCUUCGCGAUUGGGAUCUGUGGGGUCCAUUGGUGCUCUGCACCUUAAUGGCUACCAUACUUCAGGGCUCCUCGUCAGCAGACAGUAUGGCUGACAAUGGGCCUGAGUUUGCUCAGGUCUUUGUUAUUGUUUGGAUAGGUGCUGCCAUUGUAACGCUCAACUCCAAGCUGCUAGGUGGCAAUAUAUCAUUCUUCCAAUCGGUUUGUGUACUCGGUUAUUGCCUAACUCCCGUAGCGUUGGCCUUGAUCAUUUGUCGCGUGAUCUUGAUGGCGAAGCACACACGUUUUCUUUUCUUUUUGCGCUUUGUUACCACCACAUUGGGUUUUACCUGGGCAACGUAUGCUUCAUUCAUCUUUCUGGGACAGAGUCAGCCGCCACAUCGCAAGCCGCUUGCCGUCUAUCCCAUAUUUCUAUUCUUCUUCAUCAUAUCUUGGCUGGUGUUGUCGCAUAAUUAGUGGACCCCUUGCCAUCUCUAUGUUUAGUUGCUACACUUACUGUUUGUACUUUCCAUAGCAUUUAACCAAAUUGAUUGUAAAUUUAUAAGCUAGAA